Messenger RNA from Orbilia oligospora ATCC 24927, 510 nucleotides. RefSeq lists its product as uncharacterized. The transcript is spliced from 3 exons. The record is from RefSeq and is a predicted model, not a curated record. The coding region runs from base 1 to 510 and encodes 169 amino acids. Lineage: Eukaryota; Fungi; Ascomycota; Orbiliomycetes; Orbiliales; Orbiliaceae. Gene Ontology annotation, molecular function: serine-type endopeptidase inhibitor activity.
AUGCCUGCCGUUCCACAGACCAACGCUUCUACCCCAGCUGUCGUCCUCCAGAGUGGAAACUACUCGAUCGCCACCGUUAGAGAUCCUACUGGUGCUCAAUUCUAUCUCUCUAGGUCCCCAUCUGAGGACCGAUCCCUCCUCCCAAAGCCAGUCCUCGUUUUGCCAAAGCCCGUCACACGCUCUCCAUGGAAAAUCACCCGCAACUCCGAUGGAACCUAUACCAUUGAGAACGGCGGUGCUCCAGUUGUGAACAUCAAGGGACAACUUUUCGCCCAACUCCAGGCCCAAGCCGGUGUUGAGACUCGCUGGAGGAUCACUUCCGUCCAUUGGCAAGGCCGGGAUCAAUUCAUCAUUGAAAGUGUUGACCGAGCUGCUGGAUGGUCCCUCAAGACAACUGAUGCUGCCAGCGUCUUUUCCUUCGUCCAGCCUGAAAUCAAGCCAUUGGCUUCGACCCGUUCCAUCCCACCACAGUAUCAGGCCAGUGCCCGAUUCGUCAUCCAGAGGAUUUAA